CAAGACCCAUAAAAGGCGGUGCGAUCCUUGAACGAGAGGAGCAGGCAGCAUGUCGCAGCGACAGUGGAAGCUGCCUGAGCAGCCGAGGCGCACGUCAUUCGACUGCCUCACGCUAGAGACGACCAAAGUGCCCACGGUAUUGCCGGGCGAGGUGCUCGUUGCGGUCAAGGCGUGUUCUCUGAACUAUCGAGACCUGAUCAUUGCACAGGGAACACACUCCCUGCCUCAGAGAGGAAAGCCAGUGAUCCCCGUGUCCGACGGCGCUGGCGAAGUCGUCGCCGUGGGCGAAGGGGUGACGAGCUUCCAGAAGGGCGACCGCGUCUGCGCCCUCUUCUUCCAGGACUUUCUCAAGGGAAGCGUGCCGACGGCGGCAGAGAGCAACUCGCGGGGCGGGAGCCUGCGCGACGGCUUUCUUUGCCAGUAUCGCUGCCUCCCCGAGCAUGCGCUCGUCCAUGCCCCCCACCACCUGACGUUCGAAGAGGCCUCGACGCUGCCGUGCGCGGCGGUCACGGCCUUCAAUGCCCUCUUCGGACACUCGUCCAACGUCGUACAGGCGGGCGAGACGGUGCUGUGCGAGGGCACAGGCGGCGUGUCCGUCUUUGGCGUGCAGCUGGCGCUGGCCGCCGGCGCAAAAGUCGUCCUGACCUCUUCGUCCGACGACAAGCUCGCCAGGGUCCGAUCGCUCGUGUCGGCCGAGAAGCAGGCGCGGCUGACGACCGUCAACUACAAGACGGAGCCCAACUACGACAAGGACGUCUUCCGCGUCUCGGACGGCGAGGGAGCCUCACACGUGCUGGAGAUUGGUGGCGCAGGGACGCUGGAGAAGGCGUUUGCGUGUGUGAAGCGAGGAGGGAUGAUCAGCAAUAUUGGCUUUGUGGCCGGCGGGCCCGGCGUUCAGCUGCCGGACAUCCCGACAAUGUCGUUUUCCAAGGGCGUCAUCUACCGGGGCACUAUGGUGGGGAGCAGGGAGCAGUUUGUUGCGCUCAACCGGUGCCUCGAAGCGCACGACAUUCGGCCCGCCGUCGACCGUGUCUUUGCCUUUGACGAGGCCAAGGAGGCCUACAAGUACCAGUGGAGCGCGUCUCACGUCGGCAAGGUUGUCAUUUCGUGUGUGUCGUCAGAGUAGAUGCUACUGCAUUCUUCUUGGAACUUUGUUGAAAAAAAAAAAGAGCCCGCAGUAAGGGCGGAUUUACA
Molecule: messenger RNA, 1194 nt
Organism: Acaromyces ingoldii
Lineage: Eukaryota; Fungi; Basidiomycota; Exobasidiomycetes; Exobasidiales; Cryptobasidiaceae
Product: putative alcohol dehydrogenase
Exons: 2
Coding region: 50-1126 (358 amino acids)
Molecular function (GO): oxidoreductase activity
Source: RefSeq, a predicted model, not a curated record